Iphiclides podalirius (scarce swallowtail) is the source of this 309-nucleotide messenger RNA. The record is from the annotation of a GenBank genome assembly. NCBI's taxonomy places the organism in Eukaryota, Metazoa, Arthropoda, Insecta, Lepidoptera, Papilionidae.
AUGGUCAGCGUUCUACAAAGACCGACCGAUAACUAUUUCGCGUCGUUUUUGCCCUUUAAUGACUGGAACGGCAAUGAUAAUGAAAUACAACUCCGUAGUCAACCAACUACCCCCUUGAGGCGUAUCUCGCGCAGGUCCACUUUACCAGACAAAUUGCAGGAUGACAUGGCGUUUAGAAGAAUGAAUUCGUUUUCUAAAAAGGAUAAAUCGAAUUUACAAGAAGCUCAGGCUCAAAUUAGUUAUAUGUUAGCAUCACCAGUUUAUGUUCCCUACGCAUCAGAUGAUGAUAAACAUUCGGAACGUGACAAC